CACCGGUAAUAAUUUAACGGAAAAGAAGCAGGAAGCGCAGCAAACCUGUUUGUCUCCUGAUAUUUUUUGUUUUGUUUUUAAUCAGUAAUCCGUACUAAUAGUUUUAUUCCGUAAUCUGGUUAAUGUGAGUUAACGCGAACUAGCUGCCACAACGUUAGCGUUCACCAAAAUGGACGAAAACAAGAUAGCAGCUGGGAAAGUGAAAAAGCCUGGAAAACGUGGCCGCAAACCCGCCAAGAUUGACCUGAAGGCCAAACUGGAGCGGAGCCGGCAGAGCGCCCGAGAGUGCCGAGCGAGGAAGAAGCUGCGGUACCAGUACCUGGAGGAACUGGUUUCCAGUAAGGAGAGGGCCAUCUGUGCCCUGCGGGAGGAGCUGGAGAUGUACAAACAGUGGUGCUCGGCCAUGGAUCAGGGCAAGAUCCCCUCUGAGAUUAAGGCUCUUCUGACCGGCGACGAGCAGAAAAUGCCCCAAGGUGGGAGCAGCACAAAAGUGCCCAAGAACGGCAAAAACAUCAUCAUCAGCAGCGGUCAGGGUUAACGAGAUGGAAGGAAAAAGGUCACGACGUGACAAGGACGUUUAAAACAAACUGCUGGUGGUUCAGUUGAAGCGUUGAAGGUCAGAUUUUUCACCGAUGAUGUGAUGCAUCAUUUAAAAAACAAAAGCACUUUUUACUCAUGGUUUCAUUUAAGCUUUCAAUAAAUGAAUAAAUAAAAAGUACCACUCUGCAGUAAGCUGAUGGUGAAUGUUUUAAUGAGUUUUUGUUGUUUAUAGCAGCGUUCAGACCGAUGGAGACAAAGUUUUUAUUUAUGUUGAAACAACCUUAUUUCCUGUUGUGUUUAAAUGAAGAUCAUCAGGAACAGGAUUUGUGGAAACAUUGGUUGGAUGUAUUUUGUUGUCUAUAGAAAACCCUUUGAGUCUUUUCAAUAAUGUUUGCUGUUUGGAUGUUUUUAUGAAUAAUGUGACAAUUAAAAAAA
Molecule: messenger RNA, 975 nt
Organism: Thalassophryne amazonica
Lineage: Eukaryota; Metazoa; Chordata; Actinopteri; Batrachoidiformes; Batrachoididae
Gene: crebl2
Product: cAMP responsive element binding protein-like 2
Exons: 3
Coding region: 170-538 (122 amino acids)
Biological process (GO): regulation of DNA-templated transcription
Cellular component (GO): nucleus
Molecular function (GO): DNA-binding transcription factor activity
Source: RefSeq, a predicted model, not a curated record